GGCCCGGGCCGGCCGGGGGAUCCGGCGCGGCCGGAGCGAGAGAGCUCGGGAGAGCGGCGGCGGAGUGGAGCCGUGUUGCGUCCCGUCCGGGAGCCGGCGGGCUGCGGUCCCCCUAGCUGCAGCCCCCAUGGAGAAAUACAAAGCUCUGGAGCAGCUGCUUACAGAACUUGAAGAUUUUCUGAGGAUCCUGGACAAGGAGAACUUGAGCAGCACUGCCAUCGUGAAGAAGAGCUUCCUCUCCGAUCUCCUGAGAGUCUACACCAAGCCCAGCGGUGGAGAUGAGGAAUAUAUUUAUAUGAACAAAGUGACCAUCCAUAAACAGCAGGGGGACCAGGAGAAGCAAGACAAAGCACUGGAUAGGAAAAACUCCUUGACCAAUGGAGACUCAGGACUGCAUUUGUCCCCUCCUCAGAAGAGCCUGCCAGACCUCCCCCCUCCAAAGGUUCCUGAGACAAAGCAACCUCCGGUCCCCAAGAUCGAAUCCCCGGAGGGAUAUUACGAAGAGGCUGAGCCCUAUGAUGUCUCUGUAAAUGGUCUUUUUGGUAGGCUUGCUGCGGCUGGACCCAGGCCAGGGUUACAGGUUACUGAGGGUGUUAUUUAUGCCACGAUAACGAUGGAAGAUGGGGAAGCUGUUAGUAGCUCCUACGAGUCUUACGACGAGGAAGAAAGCAACAAAGGCAAAUCAGCGACUCAUCAGUGGCCAUCCACCGAGGCCACCAUCGAGCUGAUGAAGGAUGCCCGAAUCUGUGCCUUCCUGUGGAGAAAGAAGUGGCUGGGACAGUGGGCAAAACAGCUGUGUGUUAUCAAGGACACCAGGCUGCUGUGCUACAAGAGCUCCAAAGACCACAGCCCUCAGCUUGAUGUGAAUUUGCUGGGCUGCACUGUCAUUCACAAGGAAAAGCAAGUGAAGAAGAAGGAGCACAAGCUGAAGAUCAUCCCCAUGAACGCUGAUGUCAUCGUGCUGGGGCUGCAGAGUAAAGACCAGGCAGAGCAGUGGCUCAGGGUAAUCCAGGAGACCAGCGGGCUGCUGUGUGAAGGAGGCAGCGAAGGCAACCAGUACAUCCCAGAUUCACAGCGGCUCAGUUACCCAAAGGUGGAGGUAUCUGAGAGGUACUCUGCAGCCUCUGAGAGUGGGAGCAGCACAGAUGGCCACCCAGAGACAGCUGAGACAAAAGAUGUUAAGAAGAAAUGCACAACUGGCCUGAAACUGAGCAACCUGAUGAACCUUGGGAGGAAAAAAUCCAGCUCCUUGGACAGCCCAGAGAGAUCCCUGGAGACUUCAAGCUACCUGAAUGUGCUAGUGAACAGCCAGUGGAGGUCUCGUUGGUGUCAGAUCAAAGAUGGUCACCUCCAUUUCUACCAGGAUAAGAACCGAAGCAAGCUGGCUCAGCAGCCCCUGAGUCUGGCAGGCUGUGAGGUUGUCCCAGAGCCCAGCCCUGAUCAUCUCUAUUCCUUCCGCAUCCUGCUCAACGGUGAAGAAAGAGUCCUUCUGGAGGCUAAGUCCUCAGAGGAGAUGGGCCACUGGCUGGGUCUCCUCUUGUCGGAGUCGGGUUCGAAGACAGACCCGGAGGAGUUCACCUACGACUACGUGGAUGCCGAGAGGGUCUCCUGCAUUGUGAGCGCUGCAAAGAACUCCUUCUUCCUCAUGCAGAGGAAGUACUCUGAGCCCAAUGCCUACAUCGACAACCUGCCCAAAGGCAGGAUGCAGCAGGAGGAGCUGUACGAUGAUGUGGAUCUGCCAGACCUGCCUGCGGAAGAAGUACCCAAGAGUGAGAACAAAUCUGAAGGUGACCAAGAUAGAGUGUACCUGGAUCUGACCCCAGUGAAGUCCUUCCUCCACUGUGCUAGCAAGAAGUCGUGCCAGCCUUCACCCCUCAGCUCACCAUCCCUGGAAAGGGCUGCCAUCAAGGCUCCAGCAGAGAGCACAGCCGAGACAGUCCCUGUGCCUAAGGAAGCCGAGCCCUGCACUAAGGCGAUGGAGACCUCCGAGCAGAAACACCCAGAGAAGCCAGAGCCCGAGGAGGUGCUGCCACGGAUGCCCAUGGUCAAAAUCCAGACACAGCAGCAGAACAUUGCCUUCCCCCAGCCAGCCCCUGAGCCACCAGCAGGCAAAGUCACAGCAGGCAGUCCCCAGCUGGUGCCUGCACACCGGCCCAAGAUGCCACUGCCAGCAGCAGCAGUGGAAAUCAAGCUUGGCAAGAACAGGACAGAGGCAGAGGUGAAGCGGUUUACGGAGGAGAAGGAGCGGCUGGAGAAGGAGAAGGACGAGAUCCGGGCUCAGCUCACCCAGCUGCGCAAGGAGAGGCGGGAGCUGAAGGAAAUGCUCGGGGGCAGCACAGACAAGAACCUGGAGCAGAGGCUGAAGGAGAUAGAAGAAGAAUGCAAAAGGAAGGAGAGCAGGAGGGUGGACCUGGAGCUCAGCCUGGUGGAGGUGAAAGAAAACCUGAAGAAGGCAGAGUCUGGCCCUGUGACACUGGGCACUGCAGUGGACACCACACACCUGGAGAAUGCAGCCCCUCGGAUGCAGUCCAAAAGUGCCAGUCCAGCCAACAGCACAGAGAACUCUCCUGUCAAUUCAGCUACGGCUUUAAAGAAUCGGCCUUUGUCCGUCAUGGUGACAGGGAAGGGAACAGUCCUACAGAAAGCCAAGGAAUGGGAGAAGAAGGGAGCCAGUUAGAACCAUGCUUUUCACAGAUGGACUAAAGACUGGAACUGGCCAUGCAUGGCCCAAGGGGAUUUAAUCAUCUGUAGGUGGAGGUUGGGUGUGGAACACAACCACACACCAAGUGCCUCCUCCACAUCAAGCCAAUAGCUCAGACACAGCAACAGAGUCAAGAGCUGCCAACCUGAGUUACCCAAACGAUCUUGCUCUUUCCAGACAAGUCCCAAUCAUGUAGCUAAACCAAUAACAAGCAGUGGCAAUCCUUGCAUCAAAUUCCUAACCCAGUUGAUGUAAACAAGAAUGUUGCUGUACAUAGGGGUGUUCUGUGUAUUUCUACCUUGAAGGUUUAUCAAUGAAUUAUUAAGGUUUCUGUAUUAGUGACAGUAGUGGGUUCAGAAAGGGGCCUCUGCUAUUCUUUGGAUCCUGGUGGUUUUCAAGCUGUCAUGGCAAACUGCAGUCAGCUAAAGUCUCUCACCUGUCUUGCUGUCAGUCAUCACUCAGCUGCAUUUCAUCCACUACCUAUGCCUGAGCGAUGCUGGACUUGAGACAUGAACAAGAAGCACACAGCAGCCUGGCCAGGGGAUACUUAAUGGCUGUCCUGAUACAUCCCAGCCUGGGCUCACUCUACCAGUCUGCUGGAGACCUACCAGACUAUCAAGGAAGAUCCCUGCUCACCUUGUGCUUUAAGCUGAGCUACAGACUGGAGGCACCAGGAGCUCUGGGCAAAGACGAUCUGCCAAGCAGAAUUCAGUUAAUUUUCUUGAAGAUAGUGGUCUGUGGAAAAGAGAGUUGGGGGAGGGGGGUGGAAAUCACUCCUUCAUAUUUGCAGGUUUAUUAGUAAUUAUGUACCAAAAGCUCAGGCCUGCUCAGCUGUUGGAUGGGGAAGCUGGAUCCCAAUGUUUAUUCAGGGUAGCAGAGGUACAGCUGUUGCUGUGCUUCUGCCCCAGCUGUGAGCACCACUUUGCUGAUGCUCUCAGGUCCUCACAGAGCUGCAGCUGUACAAUCUGCUGAAGACAUUCCCAUGCAAAAGGCAUCCUUCCAUGUGGGCAGGGCUGAGCAGCCUGACUUGCUCCCCUCCUCGAUGGCUGCUGCCUGUCUUGGUGCUGUCACCCUUAUUUCCAAAUUGUUGAACUUAGCAUAGCCUUUGGGCCCUGGCAGUGUGGCCUGCAUAGCCCACCCCUCUCUGCCCUAGCCAAGCUUUCUAAUGAAAGAUAUUAAGACAUUUGGAACUGCUAACCUUAGAGACAUUUGAAAUUUGAAGGGGGAUGUGGGUGUCAGAAAUCCAGGCACGUGCCCCUCUGCUGUCACAUCUGAUGGCCUGGAGACAUCUCUGCCCUCCUUCUCUCAUGGUCCUGGAGACACCUCUGCUGCCUUUCUCUGAUGGUCCUUUCAUCACUGGUGCCCAGGCUCAGCAACUGGGUUGCCUGUGCCAGGCUCUUUUCCAACCCUACAAAGCUAAAGCAGCAUUGGCAUCUUGGCUGGGUUGGUCCUUAGGUCCUGUGGCUACACACAGAGCAGCAGCCAGAGCCAGGAUAAAGACAGACAAGCAAAAUGUACCUUCCCAACCCCUGAAAACCUUUUACAGGCCUGAGAACACCAUCUCUGCACAAAGACCCAACAACCCCAGGACAGGGGUUUGCAGAGCUGCAACACCCAGAACUGAUGGUGGCACUGGAGUGAGUAAGGAUGUGCAUGAGGGGCUCCAUGCUUGCCUGCCACCACCACCAAACUGAAAUACAACAAAGCUCUUGGAUCAGGGGCUCCUGCAAGCACUCCCUUUGGUUUUGUUUUUACUUUGAAAUUCUCUGCAGCGGUGCAGGUGGAGGAAUUGCUAAUCUCAGGCCUUGGGAUGAGUACAACAGCCCCAGCUGUAUGGCCUGUUCCUGUGCAAAGUUUUGCGCAUAGGGAAACCUCAUGCAAAUAAACCACUGAAACUUCUGGCUCAGGAGCCCAGGCUUUCUCCCCAUAGCACAGGGAGGCCAUGGACACCAUGAACCUUUGGUUUUGACCCAUCCUGAGCUGGCAGCAGCCCCUCUCUACACCCUAAAUAUUACCAUGCCCUUACCUUACACCUUGCUGUUGUCCUCCAGAAGUUGUCCAGACAUUUCACAGUGGUACUGAGACAGCAAUGGAUGAGAGCAGCUCUGUUUUCCUCACCACAGCCCAACAGCCUUUAGUGGUCCUGCUGGGAAAUCAUCUCCCUCAGGGGAUGAUAAACACAGGCAAGUCCCCAGACAAGAAAUGUUAAACAAUGUCUCUGUGUCCCCAUUGUUUCCCCAGCUCCAGGCAUUUCCUUUGUUGUAACUGUGAUCUAUAAAGUGGCGCUUUAGAGUGUUUUAUAAUAAAAGGUU
Messenger RNA from Dryobates pubescens (Downy woodpecker), 5013 nucleotides. It is a transcript of the gene AFAP1L2, whose product is annotated as actin filament associated protein 1 like 2. NCBI's taxonomy places the organism in Eukaryota, Metazoa, Chordata, Aves, Piciformes, Picidae. Gene Ontology annotation, cellular component: cytosol. Gene Ontology annotation, molecular function: SH2 domain binding; SH3 domain binding. The coding region runs from base 128 to 2677 and encodes 849 amino acids. The transcript has 20 exons. Gene Ontology annotation, biological process: positive regulation of interleukin-8 production; positive regulation of DNA-templated transcription; positive regulation of epidermal growth factor receptor signaling pathway. The record is from RefSeq and is a predicted model, not a curated record.